Molecule: messenger RNA, 786 nt
Organism: Pseudovirgaria hyperparasitica
Lineage: Eukaryota; Fungi; Ascomycota; Dothideomycetes; Acrospermales; Acrospermaceae
Exons: 1
Coding region: 1-786 (261 amino acids)
Biological process (GO): positive regulation of transcription by RNA polymerase II
Molecular function (GO): DNA-binding transcription factor activity, RNA polymerase II-specific; zinc ion binding; sequence-specific DNA binding
Source: RefSeq, a predicted model, not a curated record
AUGUUCUUGAAACCGCCGCCAGCUAAACUCUCAGCUCCUGCUCCAGCGCCGCAUGCGCAAGCUACCUCUGCUAAUGACCACCACGACGAAUACAGUGACCCUAUACGCGUCAAGAAGGCAUGCAACCGCUGUCGAAUAAGAAAAGUAAAAUGCGAUGGGAAAUAUCCGUGUGGUAGGUGUCGGCAUGAUGAUGUGCCUUGUCUCCUUGGCCGUAAAGAUCGAGGCGACGUGAAAGAGCUAUCUCGCGGAUAUAUUCGAACGCUUGAGACGCAGCAGACAUAUCUUCUAGAUGCCCUGAAAGCUCUCAGUCAGCGCGGACCCAAUGAUCAUGGGCUGAAAAAUAUCAUUGCAAGGCUAGAGGCGAGCGGGCUUGAUGUAAGCGCAAUAAGAAACGCUCAAAAAGAGCAUCAGGAGACUCCGCAACGGUCAAAAGUUGAAGACAGAGCUUCACCUGUUCAGCAGCAAAGCUCGGUUUCUUCAUUAAAUCACGAUAAUCCUGUCUUAUCCCGGGUGAUAAAUUUGCCUUCCAUUCUGGAACCCGCUGAACCCGCCGCUGUACAAAAUGGAAAUACUACCGCAAACUUGCUUGAAUCUUCUAACCAUGUCAAUGUGGAUACUGAAGUUGACAUGGUAUGGGCUGACUUGUCUAUGUCCAACGAUGUUACAAUGCCAGCCCUUGAUGAUCCAACAUUUGCAGAGCAGUGGUGGGAAAAUUGGAUCAAUGUUUCAAAUGCAAUGGAUAUGGCUCCGCAGCCCACCGACCUCCAGAACUUACAGCAGGAGUGA